Messenger RNA from Drosophila erecta, 2124 nucleotides. RefSeq lists its product as uncharacterized. The coding region runs from base 1 to 2040 and encodes 679 amino acids. Gene Ontology annotation, cellular component: plasma membrane. Gene Ontology annotation, molecular function: diacylglycerol O-acyltransferase activity; long-chain-alcohol O-fatty-acyltransferase activity. Lineage: Eukaryota; Metazoa; Arthropoda; Insecta; Diptera; Drosophilidae. The transcript is spliced from 3 exons. Gene Ontology annotation, biological process: triglyceride biosynthetic process. The record is from RefSeq and is a predicted model, not a curated record.
AUGGCUGGCGGAAACGCAAGCCAAACAGAAGAGAUAGAGGACGCUAAGAGAGCGAAAAAAGCGGAGAAGGAAAGUGCUCACUUUGGCAACGAACUUUCCAACUAUGUGCUGAGCAUCAAGUACCCGAACCUGACCAUCUCAAAGUCCAAGAAGAUCCGGACUUUAAUCGACACGCCGAAGAAUGCGGGCGUAUUUCACUUCCUGCUGCAAGUGGAGGGCAACUGUGACUUCGAGAGGAUACGGAUGGCCUAUGCCCAGAAUCUAACUGAUCUGCGGGACAAGACUGGGAUACUCAGGUUCCCCAAGCUGCGUCAAAAACUCGUCACCUGUUGGGGGCACUAUGCGUGGGUGAACGAUAGCAGCGGGUUCAACAUCAACAACCACGUCCUGCUCAGCACCCACAAGUACCGAGGUCGUCCAGUUACCGAAUCGAAUAUUCAGGAGUAUGUCAGCGAGCUGGCCACGAAGUACAUCCCAUCAGAUCUUCCCCAGUGGCAGGUGAUUGUGAUCCCAAACUCGGAUAGCACUCAGCCCUACUACAUACUCAUCAAGCUACACCACCUGAUAAUUGCCGAGGAGGAGGAUCUGCAUGUGAGUGAGAUGCUUCUGCUGCACGAUCCACACAAGAGAACCAUGAUGACUCUAAGCGAUGGAUUGGGGGACAACUCGAAUCCAAAACUUUCCCGCUUUGUGCGAAAGCCGGAACACAUCAGCAGACUCAUCAAUCACAUAAUCCAUCUUGUCAUUUGCCGUUGGCAAAAGUUCAUCUACGAAUUUGAAUCUCUGGAAACUCCCGAUGGCUCCACGUCCAGUAAUCAGGUUGGAAACCUAAGUCAGUUGGCUUCUUUGGUCGUAAUUGUCCUGGUAAAUGUCAUCUUGGGCUAUAUAAGGAGUCGAACUAUGCUCAAGAAACUUAAAAGGCGUUCAGUCAGCUACCGAAAUGAAGUGGGUCGUUUUCAAACUGUGCGAUUGCUUCUGAAUAGGGAGUUAGAGCAAAGAAAUCUGAAUUGGUGGGUGGCCAGAAAUGCGGUGUAUAAGAGCUUGCAGCCAACUAAUUUGGCAAAGGUCUGGACACGUUUCCUUUGGCGACUAAAUCUAAAUCACGUUUUGCUCUUACCCUACCACAUUUACUGCGAGUGCUUGGCUUUCGGUGAUGUUUUGAUCAAAGGCAAAACUUCGUAUACUUCAACCUAUUGUGCCAGACUCCACUUGUACGUACCCCUUCUACUUUACGCUCAAUUGGAGUUUUUCAAAAUUAUCUGGGAGCUUUUCCAGGCCCCACGAAACAUUUACGAAGUGCUAUUCGAACAGCCCACAAAGGAGUUAAAUAUUUUGCAUAAAAAGUCCUAUGCAGGCAGGAAAAUAGUCUCCUUUGGGCGAUCAAUAGAUGGCGCCCAACUAAGGACCAGAAAUCAGGGUAAAUUCAAUAGUGAUCUCCGAGAAUCAGACUUUAGCUUAACUUGCUUGGCAGGGGCCGUUCACGAUUACUUUAAUACAUUCUCGGGUGACUUGAAAGUCCCCAAUUACUUGAACACCACUUGUAGGACCAUAGAUAAAGGAUACUUCACAGAUCGCAGUGGGGAUAAAUCUGAAAAUAUUGGGGGUGUAGUCUUUUUGCAACUGCCUCUAAGGCAACCAGACGCAAAUCACACCAAAGAACUCCAUCAGAUUGUUGAACGAAUCAGAAAGCAACAGAUCAUUAUAUAUUUAGCUUCUAUUGGACAGACAAAGUACAGCCUACUCACAUCCCUUUUGCCUCAUGUUAUCACAAAAAUAUUCAUCAACUUUUUCUCAUACAACUUUCCCAUCACCAUCACUGAAAUCUACGGUGCCACUGCUGAGUUUCAAGCGGCCUGGGGUCAGAAAGUCCAGGAUGUUCUUCUCUUCCGGCCACCACAAUCGAAGACCUGUCUUUCCCUAAAUCUCCAUCGCUUUGGAGACAAGUAUAGACUGGCUGUGAUGGCGGAUACCCACCUGGCCCCCGAUCACACAGUAAUUACCAGAUCAUUCGAGCAAUAUAUGGAAACAAUUACUCUGUAAUACGAAAGAAUCUUGCCUCUACUUUUGAAGUGAAGGGGAAUGUAUAUGCAUAACUUAUGAGAAAUAAAAACUAUUUAUCCAGUA